Microbotryum saponariae is the source of this 2047-nucleotide messenger RNA. The record is from the annotation of a GenBank genome assembly. Lineage: Eukaryota; Fungi; Basidiomycota; Microbotryomycetes; Microbotryales; Microbotryaceae.
AUGAUGGAUGAGGAUGAUGAGGUCAGUCAAAACAAUCUUUAUGGGAGCUAGCUCACCGACACAAGCUUGUGUUCCUCGACGGACGACUCCUGACUCGUACAAUGACGCGCGUUCCAUCUCGUUCUACAGGACUAUGGCUUCGAGUACGAAGGAUCCGAUAACGAAGAGGAUAUCGUCGAUGUCGAGAAUGAUUACUACAACGCCAAGUGUGAGCCCGUAGUGGCUGGACUGGACUAGGGGGAGCAAGAUUCGGAUCGCUGAUCAUCCCGUCCGACCGCUCCGGCUUUGGCUCUGGUUCUGGCUCUGGCUCUGUUUCCCCCUUUUCGACUCCGAACUUACUCUUCCCACAGCUCAAAGGGAUACACCCGACCUCGCCUUGGCCUCGUUCCAAAAGAUCGUCGACAACGAAGCCUCCGCGGGCGAACAAGGCGAAUUCGGCUUCAAAGCGUUGAAACAAAUGACCAAACUGACCUUCCGACUCGGGCGCUACGACGACGCGUUGAGGUACUACAAGACCUUGUUGACCUAUACGAAAAAGGGGGUGACGAGAAAUGUGGCGGAAAAGAGCAUCAAUGGGAUUCUGGACUAUGUCAGUGCCGAGCAUGGGUUGGAGACGGGUAAGAUGCAGGAGUUUUAUGAGGUCACGAUGAGCGCGUUGGAAGAGGCCAAGAAUGAGGUCAGUCAGAUCUUUGGCCGGGUGACAAUCUUAGGUGAAGGGAACUGAUUCGUAUUCCUUAUUCUUUUGCUUCUUGCAGCGCCUGAGCACAAAGACGAACCUGAAACUGGCCAAGCUGUGGCUCGAUCGAAAAGAGUAUACCCGUCUCAACAAGGCGAGUCUCUAUGAGCAAGGCGGUGUCAGGCACCUUUGUUCCGUGGCUAAUCGCUGGCUUUUCUUUGAUGUAGAUUCUGAAGGAACUGCAUGCCUCGUGUGCGCCGACCGAUGAUGGCGCCGACGUCGACAGUUCCAAGGGCACGCUGCAGCUCGAGGUCUACGCGAUCGAGAUCCAGAUGUACGGCGAGAUGAAGAACAACAAAAAGCUGAGAGUAGGUGUGGUAUUCAUCUCUAGCCAAGGGCUGCGCUGAUGAUGAUGGAGUGAUCCACUGCCUACAGGAGAUUUACGAGAAGAGUCUACGCGUGCGAUCGGCAAUCCCGCAUCCGAGGAUCCAAGGCGUCAUUCGCGAGUGCGGUGGCAAGAUGUACAUGUCUGAGAGUGAGCGGAGCUCCCUCUUUCUUUGCUCCUACUUCACCUGGUGUGCUGAAUGAUUUGGUUCCGUGGUUCCGCUCGCAGGGAAUUGGAGUCAGGCCCAGAUCGAUUUCUUUGAAUCCUUCAAAAGCUACGACGAAGCCGGGUCCCCGCAACGCAUCCAGGUGCUCAAGUAUCUCGUGCUCGCGCACAUGCUCAUGGACAGCGAGAUCAACCCCUUUGACUCGCAAGAGACCAAGCCGUACAAGAACGAUCCCGAGAUCAUGGCCAUGACGAAUCUCGUAUCGGCGUAUCAGGCGCGUGAUGUGCACGAGGCUGAGAAGAUUUUGAGAAGUAGGUCACGAAGGUCUCAGAGUGAGCUGCUUGAUUUUGACUCGUUCCUUGAUGCUACAGACAAUCGCUCGACGAUCAUGGACGACCCUUUCAUCCGCGGCUACAUCGACGAGGUCCUGCGCUCCCUCCGCACGCAAUGGAUCCUCGAAAUCAUCAAGCCCUACACGCGAAUCGAGAUCGCCUACCUCGCGCGCCAACUCUCAAUCCCAUCCGAAAGCGUCGAAGCGAUCCUCGUUUCCCUGAUCCUCGACGACAAGAUUCAGGGACGAAUCGACCAAGUGACCCAACGCCUCGAAUUGGAUCGCCACAAGGCCGUCGAGGUGAGGCGGUACGCGUCCCUUGAGCGAUGGACGACGCAGUUGGUCAACUUGCAGAAUGUGAUGAUCAACAAGUCGACGCAGAUUGGGGGGCCCGAUCGACAGAUGGGUGGGGCGGGUCCGGCGGGAGGAAUAAUGGGUCCGGGGUCGAUGAUGAGUGUGGGUGCGUCCGGGGCGGAUAUGUGGGCUUGA